Molecule: messenger RNA, 1143 nt
Organism: Aspergillus eucalypticola CBS 122712
Lineage: Eukaryota; Fungi; Ascomycota; Eurotiomycetes; Eurotiales; Aspergillaceae
Product: S-adenosyl-L-methionine-dependent methyltransferase
Exons: 5
Coding region: 1-1143 (380 amino acids)
Molecular function (GO): O-methyltransferase activity
Source: RefSeq, a predicted model, not a curated record
AUGGGUUCGUCGAAGCAGGGCAUUGAGGCCCUUGGCUCUAUUAUCGCUAAUCUAUCGAAUGUAGGGAUCCAAGGCCCUAGGCUGAAGCUCUUGGAAACGCUGGAAACCCUUCACCACCUUAUUGUCGGCCCGAGUGACUUCUGGUUUCAGCAAAGCAUGUUUGCCGACAUUGCAAAGUCAACCAACUUGCCCGAGCAAAUUGUGCGACGAUUCCUCAGAUUAGCAUUCAAAAUCUUCGUUCUUGCAGAGGAAGCGCCUGGCUCUGAUCGGGUGGUGCACACGGCGGCUUCAGCGCACAUUGUACGUUCCCCGUUCGUUAAGUCAUAUCUCGAACAUAAUAUGGAAGAUGUCCGACCGGCUGCUACUGUUGGAGUAGAUGCUUUAAAGAAGUGGUUUAUUGGUCAAUCCGAGCCUCCCGAGGAUGUUGCAGCCUGCGCAAUCGCACUGGCGACAUAUGAUGGCCAUCAGAUAGGUAGAGAUCUGUGGUAUCUUCUCGAUGACUCUGAGCGACCUGGUCAGCCACAAGGGUUCCGAGCGAAGCGCUUUGCAGAGGCGAUGCAGGGGCUUCGAAUGACGAGUGGAGUUAUGACUGAGUCUGUCUUGAAGCAGUUCGACUGGGGUAGCUUGGACGAGGCAACCGUUGUUGAUCUUGGAGGAUCAGCUGGGCAUAUCAGCGUUAUUCUUGCUGAAGAUUAUCCGAAACUCAAUAUUGUUGUGCAGGACCUCGCCUCGGUGCAGUCUGCCUUCGACGAAAACAUCAAUUCCACUCCAUAUGCCUCGCGCAUCAAGUUCCAAGCCCAUGACUUCUUCGAACCGCAGGCUCUCCCUGCAGACGUGUUUCUGCUCAAGUCAGUUGUUCGUAAUUUGCUAGGCGUCCUAAAGCCAGGAAACCAUUUGGUGGUUUUUGACUUCGUCUUGCCGGAGGACUAUGACGAGGAAACAGGCGCGAAGCCUCCAUUCCCAGUAAGGAAGUUGGUUGCAUCGAUGGACAUGCAGAUGUUUGUUGGCUGCAACUCCGAGGAGCGGAAGGUGAAGGACUGGAGCGAUGUUACUAAGCGAGCCGACAGCCGGUUUGAACUGAAAGAGGUUCAUGUACCUCGAGGAUCGCCUUUGGGACUCCUUGACUUUGUGUUUCAGGGGUAG